This is a messenger RNA of Leucoraja erinaceus (little skate), 9102 nucleotides long. Its product is annotated as photoreceptor cilium actin regulator-like. NCBI's taxonomy places the organism in Eukaryota, Metazoa, Chordata, Chondrichthyes, Rajiformes, Rajidae. The record is from RefSeq and is a predicted model, not a curated record. The coding region runs from base 887 to 5956 and encodes 1689 amino acids. The transcript is spliced from 4 exons.
AAGUCUGUCUGCUAUGCUACAAGAGAUUCCAUGGCACCACCUUAAAAUCCGAUAAAUGGCUGAUCUUCAUUUCUCAAACAUCGUAAAAAUAAAUUUAUUUGAUUUUUGUGGAACCUCCCUCUGUGCAAAUUGGCCACUAUGCUGGCUUGCAAAAGAGCAAUAAUAUUUCACGAGUAUCCCGUUGUCAGUGAAGUGUUUUGAGAUAUUUAUUUUGAAUGCAAAAAGCAUUCAAUACACACUCGUAAGUUAUUUCUAACUGCUGAAACACAUUGUCCAAUACAGGGCGAAUGUAAUCGCAAGGUUAAGAUACUCUAAGAUUGUUGCUGCAUCUGUUGUCUUCUCUGCAGCACUUCAAGUGUACAAGGUUAGUUUCGGCAGGAAAAAAAGCAAGGCUCUGGUGUUAAAUACAAUUGAAUCAAGGCAUCUGCAAAUAUUUCCCUCUCACUAACCCCUCCUCAACAGUUCCUGACAUCUGCUUAAUAUCACAAGGCAUAGACAAUUAUUCUUUGAUUAGCAUACUUUGCCAUAUGAGGCAAAGAAGAACUGAUUGAUGAAACCUGAUUAAUCUGAUAAGCUCAGAAUCCUAUUCUUAGAUGCAGGUCUGAUAAUGAGCUUAAUUUACAGCCUCCGAAUCGCGAAAGGUGGAGAGAAAGGCAAAAGGAAAGACCAGCACCUCGAUAGGAAACAUAUUGAAGGAUCUGCUCCAAGAAUGUUUUCAUUGCAGUCUGAAGAGGUUUGAAAUCCGUCAAUCUACAAGGUUUUGCAAAGCAAGGAAACAACCACGAUGUGAACAAGUGCACCUGCAGCUGACAGCUGCGCCACAGGGUAUGUUAAUCCUUCUUUACGUAUAUUGAUUAGUAUUUUUCGCUGCCUAAAGUAAACAGCAAUGGGGUGUGCACCAUCACAAAGUGAAAUAAUACAGCACCUUGCAAAAAAUACUUUUAAACCUCUAAAGAAAGCCAAGGCCCGGUCAUCUGUGGACAGAACACCUGCUAAAAGCCAACCCACCUCGAUCAGUGGAGGUUCGGGAAUCUCGGACAGUGAAUCAAACCGAUCCGAGGAUGUGCAAGAGGAUAUCAGAGCUCCCAGGAAUAAAGUUUCACACCAAGAGGGAAGGGGCCGAUGCCAAAAGGUGCUUGCAUCGAAGGUGCCCGCAGUCCAGUCUGAAGUUUACAAAGAAACCAAUGGAGAUAAACAGGCAACUAGCACCAAGGUGGCAACAUCGGAGGUUGUCAGUUCACAUGUAUGUGCUUCCCAGAACAUGCAUGUUGAGAAAAACCACAAUGACUGCAAUCAGUCCAACGACAGCAACACAGCGCAGCAAACCAAGAGAAACAAGAAAAAAGGUCGUCAUACUGUCAAGCGAACCAAGAGCGGCAAGUUGAGGUCAAGAAGCCAAACUAGAGGUGAAGAUGAAAAAGUAAACUUUCCCACAUCGAUGGUUGAAGCCCAUCAUGCAGCGUAUGCUUAUCUCAAUCCUACCCUUUCCAAGUACGAUGCCAUCCUGAGUCUAACUGAUCAGGCCACACAAACUCAGCUGGUGUUUCAACAGAUGAUGAGUUUCCUGACCCUCCGCUUUGAGGAAAUCAACCAAAUGCUAGAAGAAAUAGCUGCUGAAGGAGAGAAGCUGGUCAGAGACAUUGGCCCUCAUCUCACAUGGUCUGCUGGGAAAGGAGAUCCGAAAGAGCAGCCCGACCUCUUGCAACAGUUGUUGCUUUACACCGUCAACAAGAUGCAGACGACCAACGAAAUAGUGACCUCCUUGACUACCACGGUCCUGCAGGAAACCAGCGACUACCUGCAAAGUGCUACUAACAUUUUUCAAAAGAGGCUGAUGGCGAAACAGCAUGUGGAUGAGAGGCUGCAGCAAUUGAUUUAUCAACUGGGGGCUUGCACGUUGCAAAAGGCCCACGCCGAACCCAGAGACACGACCCUUUAUUCUGUGGACAGUGGCAUUUGUGUAGAUACAGAUUCCACAAAGGAAUGUUGCACACUGAAGGAACACUGUAAAUGUAACAAGAGAACUAGCUGCGAUUGCAGCGCUCACCUUUCGUGCAAGGGCUCCAUUACACACUCUUCUUCCACGAACCCAGCACAAACGUCGUCCUGCUCCUCAAAUUCUCAACACUGUGCAGUGGGUCAUCAUUGCAGAGGAUCAUCUUGUUCAGCUCCCGACAAGACAGCUUCCUGCUCCCAUCUCUGUGGAUCAACAUCCAGUGCUUUACUGAGGCAGAACAGGUCCCUGGAGUCGUUCACCAGCGUUGAAUGCGACGCCUUGGCUCACGGGGAAUCGCUAGACUUUUGUUCGCUGGGCGAAGAUGAGGAAGAAAGCGAGUCGGACUCCAGCUCCCCCGGCAGCCCGCAGAGGCCUUGGUCGUCGCCUGCACAAACAACAGUGGCGCGGCCUGCCCUGAAAAGGAUAGAGAAGCCGGAGAAUGAGGAGAUGACCAUCAAGAUCAGAGACGCCAUCAGCCACAGAAUCCAGUUCGUACCCACCCCCUUGGCCUCGCAGGUGUGGUCGGACGAUGAGGGCAGAGCGUUGCCGGCGAGGCCCAGCAGUGCGGGGUGCCUGAGGAAAGACGGGCCAAGGAAGCGCCGCUCCAGGUCGGCCGAGUCGCUGCGCAGCAAGGCCGAGGAUGCAACCCUGCUGGAGCUGCAGAGGACGCAGCAGGUGCUGGGCCGGAGGCUGGACAAGAUGCAGCGGCCCGAGGUUGGGCCCGCUCGCCGCGAGGUAGCGGGGAAUCUAGCUGGCCCCCGCCUUACGGACAGUCCGGACCACACCCAGACCCGCGUUACGGGCAGUCCCCGCGUUACGGGCAGACCACACCCGGACCCGCGUUACGGGCAGUCCCCGCGUUACGGGCAGUCCCCGCGUUACGGACAGUCCGGACCACACCCAGACCCGCGUUACGGGCAGUCCCCGCGUUACGGACAGUCUGGACCACACCCCACGUUACGGGCAGUCCCCGCGUUACGGACCGUCGGGGCCGCGUCAGUCCCCGCGUUACGGGCAGCCCGGACCGCGUCAGUCCCCGCGUUACGGGCAGCCCGGACCGCGUCAGUCCCCGCGUUACGGGCAGCCCGGACCGCAGGGGAGCCGGCGGCUCGGUGCAGGGGCUCAUCGGCAGCUCCAGCGCCGCCGGAUCCCCGCCGCCGCCUCCCGCAACCUCCCGCCGGCCCAGCGCACCCACCUUGCCCUCGGCGCCGCCUGUUGCUCGCAAGAAGCAGCGGGCCAGCAGCGCCCCGGCCGCCGGUGGAGAUAGUGGUGGUGGUUCCAGUGCCGCCGCCCUCCCCGGGCCCGGGCCGUCGCUGUCAACCGGCCGCCGACACCGACACCGACACCGACACCUUCCCGCCGCCUCCCACGGCCCUCGAGCUGUCCGGCGCCUUGGCGCCCGCGUCCGCGCCCUGCUGCACAUGCGCGGUCACGGCAGCGAGGGUCGGGCGCGCGGACGCCGGCACCCGCUCCCCGCAGGGCGCAUGCGCGUCAACGGACGCCGCCGGCACGUGCGCGGCGACUGACGGCGCAGGCGCGUCGGGCCCCGUUGCCGUGGCGACGGUGACGCGCCGACUGAUGACGCGACUGGAGCCGGCGGCCCUGCUGCCCAGUAGACUCGGCCCCAGCUCCGGCCCCCAGACCCAGUCCCAGACCCGGACCCAGACACGGACCCGCCCGGCCGGGGCUGCCGAGCCUCAGCUCCGCUCCAAGGCCCCGGGCCCGCUCCACCACUGGCAGCCCUACAAAAUCAUCAACCUGCGCUACGCCGGAGACUGCGGCCGCUCGGCGGACCCCGCCACUCCGCCCUGCCCGCCCACUGUGGCCUCCCCUCCUCCUCCUCCCCCAGACCGCAGGGGAGGGGACGCGGAGGCCGUGCCAGCGAUCACCCAACUCCACCCAACCACCCAACUCCACCCAACAACCAAACCCAACCAUCAACCAACUCCAUCCAACCAUCACCCAACUCCAUCCAACCAUCACCCAACUCCACCCAACCAUCACCCAACUCCACCCAACCAUCACCCAACUCCACCCAACCAUCACCCAACCUCCACCCAACCAUCACCCAGCUCCAUCCAACCAUCAGCCAACUCCACCCAACCAUCAACCAACUCCACCCAACCAUCACCCAACUCCAUCCAACCAUCACACAACCUAACCCAACCAUCACUCAACUCAACCCAAUCGUCAGUUGACUCAAGCCAAUCGUACCUCAACUCAACCCAUUUAUCCAUCAACCCAAGCCAUUCCCCCCUCAGCCCAACACAACUACCCGUUAACCCCACACAUCCACCCAUUAACCUAGCCCAUUCACCCGUUAACCCAGCCCAUCCACCUCUCAAUCCAGCACAUCCCCCCGUGAACUCACCCCAUUCAUCCAUCAAUCCAGCCCAUUUUCCCACCAGACCAACACAACCAGCUGUUAACCCAACACAGGCAUCUGUCAACUCAUCACAAUUAACUGUCAACCCAAGACAACCAUUUGUCAAGUCAGCGCAACUAACCGUCAAUCCACCCGUUAACUCAACACAACCACCCGCUAACCCACCACAACCACCCGUCAACCCAUCCCAACCUAAUGUCAGCCCGACCCACCCACCCAUCAAUCCGACACAACCACAAUUGUCUGUCAACUCUAGCCAAUCUUCUCUCAAUUCAAGGCCACUGCCCGCCAACUCGACCCAGCCAUAUGUCCAGUUCACCCAUCUAUCCAUUGGCUCAACCCCACCCUCUGUCAGCUCCGCCCAGCUAUCCGACGACUCGCCUCAUCAAUCUGUCAACUCAGCAAGUGCAUCCGUGAGCUCUGCCCACCCUGCUGUCAACCCGAUCCAAGGAUCUGACAACCUCACCCACCAAUCUGAGAACCUAACCCGCCAGCCCCUCAACUCGACCCACUCGAUAGUCAGCAGCCCUUCGAUCGUCAAGGAAGUGUCUCCAAUGAAGCUUGUAUCUCAAGCGCAUUCAUCGGGUAGGAAGCCCGCCAGUCCUCCUCAACUGAGGUCGUCAUUUCAAGCAACCAGAUUCCCACCUCCCUUACCUACUGGCAGUGAGAAAAGAUUCGCCAGCCCACCUUUGCCGCCUAAAACCCUAUUCCGACCUAUUGGCUAUACAACACCCUCCCCUUCUGCUGGGAGGAGGUGUCCAGAAGCAGCCCGGGAAGCCAAGCUCUUGCCUCACGUUCACACCAACAGACAUCCAAGCCCACCAAGAGGUAGUAAGCAGCAGACUCCGCCGGCAAGCCCGACAAGAUCCUGUCCACUCACGGUAAAGAAGCUGCCUAGUCCUCCGACCCAUCGGAAGCUUCCAAGUCCACCGACACAGCAGAAGCAGACCAGCCCGUUCCUGCACCGUAAACUGCCAACCCCACCCACCAGCUCCAGGCAAUCAAGCUCAGCAUCAUGUGCCAGCAACUCUUCUCCGCCCAUCUCACCGGUAUUGUUCCGGAAAGGGUCCAAUGACCAGUCUGAGGAUGACUUGGACUCUCGGAGGUCUGGGAGAAAUGGGUCCAAUGCUUCAUCCAUAUUCUGUCAAUUGUCGAACUCAAUUUUCGAGGCUAAGCCACCUUCUUUGAACAGUUUUGGCACAACAGACACAAGUGGCCAAUUGCCAAACGUCCUUCCGGGAGAUGGUAGCCCGAUGAUGUCCAGAGCAGCGUGGAGGAACAAUUUCAUGCUCAAAAAGCCAGGAGAUCGGCAGAGAAGGUUGACCCUGAGUGGUGUCCACCCCCAGCCUUUUGUUAAGAGGAAUUAUCUAUUCGAUAGUAAACCUGGGACCCAGAAUAGACGGUGUGUAUCAACUACUGCUGGAAGUGAACCGGCACUCCACAGCAUUGGUUUAGAUGGAAGUCCUGAGAGUGACGGCGAUCCGUGGACGGGAUAUUACCUUUCCGAUCUGAGAAGCCCCAACCGGUCGGUCUCCCACCCAGAACUCUGCGUCGUUGGCCAGAGGCUCCAGUGAGACAAACAGAGUGAAGAAUACAGAUGCUGCUAAACCGUGUGGGGUUUCCAAUGCGCCUCGCCCACGACCAACCCAGGAUUAUCUGGUCGUCUUGUGGCACAACAAACUAAUCCGCUCUGUUCUUCUUCGUUUAAUGAGGUUGACCUACUUAAAAUCUUGCGCUGAGCUUUUUGGAACAAUAUUCAUUUUAUUUAUUUUUCUAAUUUCUAAUGGCGUGAUUUCAGGGCAUUGUCCUCCACCUCUGGGGAGAUUGUAUUGGGAUAGAUGCAAGGCCGAAUCUAGUCUAGGGAUUGAAAUCUCAUGAAGCCACUUUUAUUAGAAUCAAAGCAGACACAAAAUGCUGGAGUAACUCAGCGGGUCAGGCAGCAACUUAUAGAGACAUAGUGUAAUACAGUGUAAUACUUCUUCGGCCCAACUUGCCAACAAUGUCCCAGCUACACUAGUCCCACCUGCCUGCGUUUGGUCCAUAUCCCUCCAAACCUGUCCUAUCUAUGUACCUGUCAAACUGUUUCUUAAAUGUUGGGAUAGUCCCAGCCUUAACUACCUCCUCUGGCAGCUUGUUCCAUACACCCACCACCCUUUGAGUUAAAAAGUUACCGUUCAGAUUCCUGUUAAAUCUUUUCUCCUUCAUCUUUAAGCCUCUGUCCUCUGAUCCUCGACUCACCUACUUUUGGCAAAAGACUGCAUUUACCAGAUCUAUUCCUCUCAUGAUUUUAUACACCUCUGUUAGAUCCCCCCCUCAUCCUCCCAGCCUACUCAACCUCUCCCUAUAGCCCACACCCUCUAGUCAUGGCAACAACCUCGUAAAUCUUCUCUGCACCCUUUCCAGCUUGACAACAUCUUUCCUAUAACAUGAUGCCCAGAACUGAACACUAUACUCUAACUGCAGCCUCACCAUCUUAAACCACUGCAACAUGACCUCCCAACUUCUAUACUAAUUUCUGAAGCAAAGCAUUAGGUGAUGUAUCAGGGGUCGAGACCCUUGUUCGAAUGAGAGUCACGGGAAAGGGAAACUAGAGAUAUAGAUGGUAUCUAGAAAUGGAAGAUAUGGACUCCAAUUCUGAAAGAUUACGAACGUUUGAACUGUUUCAGCUCUGUCACUUAAAGGAUAAGUAAGCAGAUGAAACAUUUUAGUAAGUGCAGUAAGUUUAGUCUUCAUUUGUGUCAGGGGUUAUGGGGUAAGGGAGGAGAAUAGGGUUGAGAGGGAAAGAUAGAUUAGCCAUGAUUAAAAGGCAAAGUUGGCUUGAUGGGCCGAAUGGCCUAAUUCUGCUCCUUGAACUUGUGAACCUAUUUAAAAGAUAUUUAAACAUUGGUCUAAGAUUUAGCCGGACUGGGGUGAGCAAGCUGCAAAUAUUCAGCUUGGGGAGGAUUAAGCAAAUCGUGCUGGAAAGGAUGUAUAGUCAACUGAUGGUAAGGUAGGAGAGGGAUACUGAUAAUGGGAUCAGCAGAUCAAAUUUAUUUUCAGUACGUCCAACUCGUUCCAUACAUUUUGUUGUACUAUUGUUAGUUAAGUGAUGAGGGAGAUUGACCACAAAUAAAAACAGAGAAUGCCAGGAAUAUUCAGCAAUCAGGCCACAACAAAGAUAACCCUUCAACCAAAUUGGAAAAGUAAGAAAACCAGAUCGCAGAGUUAACUGGUUGUUUGGAGACUUGGUGGCCUUCAAGUGUCUCUAGUGCAGGAAAGGAAAAGAUUCUUCAGUACUGUCUGAUUUCAUUUGAAAGGUCAAGGAAUAUAUACAGGUUCAACACUGAUUUUCCAACAACUGGUGGUCCUGUACCUCUUUUAAUCCGGUCAAAAUUACCAGAGUGCAUUUGAAAUCCCCCUCAGAAGUCCCUCUGAAAAUUUGGCACCAAGUGAGUGGUCUAAUUAAACACAGAGACAAAAAAUGCUGGAGUAACUCAGCAGGACAGGCAGCAUCUCUGGAGAGAAGGAAUGGGUGACGUUUCGGGUCGAGACUCUUCUCAGACUGAGUCAGGGGAGAGGGAGACAGAGAUAUGGAAGGGUCAGGUGUGAAAACGAGAUAUCAAAGGGGAUGAAGUUCAAGGAAAAUGUAGAUUAGAUCUUUGUUAUCUUGGGGAAGGUGAAAACGAAGCAUACAAAGGUAAAAUUUAAUCAGGAGGGCAGUCAGACUGGUUGGAGAACUAGGAUGAGGAGGGAUGGAGAGAGAGGGAAAGCAAGUUGAAGUUAGAGAAGUCAAUAUUCACAUCACUGGGAUUGUAAGCUGCCCAAACGAAAUAUGAGGUGCUGUUUCUGCAAUUUGCGCUGGGCCUCACUCUGACAAUGGAGAAGGCCCAGGACAGAAAGGUCAGUGUGGGAAUGGGAGGGGGUGUUAAAGUGUUUAGCAACAUUUAGGGAGAUCAGGUAGGUUUAGGCAGACUGAGCGGAGGUAUUCAGUGUAAGACAAUUAAACUGCAUUUUACAGACGGAAAGAGUGUGGAAUUCAACCAAAUGAGAACAAGUGAAAUUUAGUUCAGAGAUACAAACUGGAAACAGCCCCCUCAGCCCACGGCGACUAUCACACUAGUUCUAUGUUAUGCCACUCUCACAUCCCCACACCAAGGGUAAUUUACAGAGGGCCAAUUAAUCUACAAACCCCACAUCAGUGUGUGUGUGAGGAAACCGGAGCACCCUGAGGAAACUUAAACAGUCGCAUGGAGAACGUGCAAACCCCACACAGACAUCACAUUAGGUCGGGAGCAAACCCGGGUCUCGGCACUGCGAGGCAGCAGCUCCACCAGCUGCGCCACAGUGCAGCUAAGUAUCGCAUUGUAUUGAAUUUGCUCUUAAUUGUUAACAAAUCAUGCAGAUAUGUGGAGAAGUAGGGUUUAAUGUAUGAAAUGUGCAUACGUAUUGUUGGGUUAAAAAUUGUGGACACGUGUUGUAGGGUUUAAAAUGUCAAAAUGUAUUUUGAGGUUAAACAAAUGGAAAUGUGGAAAUGUAGAAACAUAGAAAAUAGGUGCAGCAGAAGGCCAUUCGGCCCUUUGAGCCAGCACCUCUUAGUGGUUAAAAAAAGUGGAUAUUUGAAAAUAAAAUCCUGUUUCAAUUGAUGCUAAAAUAACUGGUUAGAUACAGAAGAGUGGAAAUGGAAUUAGAGUUAAGUAUAGAAUGUUACACGAACACAAGGAAUAAAUUAUGUUGAUUUGCA